AAACGCACUGCAUGCAGUUCGCUUGUGUUAGCUGGCUAGCUGUCUAGCCGAAGGCCCACCAUUGAUGCUGAAUAAUAUUUCUCGCAAAUGCGUUCUCGUGAAGGCACGCCAGUAUAGCAGAUGCUUGAUCACGAACGCUCCGAUGUCGGGAGUCGCAACAUGACUCAUAAGUUGGGAGCCCGGGAGGAGACCUGGGGGCCAAGAAAAAAAAGAAGAAACAGAAGAGGAAGAAGGAGAAGCCCAGUUCAGGAGGCACCAAGUCUGACUCGGCCUCUGACUCCCAGGAGAUCAAGAACCCAGCCAUACCCAUGCAGAAACUGCAGGAUAUCCAGAGGGCCAUGGAGCUGCUGUCCACAUGCCAGGGUCCCGCCAAGAACAUCGAUGAGGCCACCAAACACAAGUACCAGUUCUGGGACACCCAACCCGUUCCAAAACUCAACGAGGUCGUCACCACCCAUGGCCCCAUUGAGCCGGACAAGGAGAACAUUCGCCAGGACCCCUACUCCCUGCCCCAGGGCUUCAUGUGGGACACGCUGGACCUCAGCAAUGCUGAAGUGCUAAAGGAGUUGUACACGCUGCUUAAUGAGAACUACGUGGAGGACGACGACAACAUGUUCCGGUUCGACUACUCGCCCAACUUCCUCAAAUGGGCACUGCGGCCCCCAGGCUGGCUCCCGCACUGGCACUGUGGAGUGAGGGUUUCCUCCAAUAAGAAGCUGGUGGGUUUCAUCAGUGCCAUUCCCGCCCACAUCCACAUCUAUGACACGUUGAAAAAGAUGGUGGAAAUCAACUUCCUGUGCGUUCACAAGAAGCUGCGGUCCAAACGCGUGGCCCCGGUGCUGAUAAGGGAGAUCACCCGGCGGGUCAACCUGGAGGGGAUAUUCCAGGCUGUGUACACGGCUGGUGUUGUCCUGCCCAAACCCGUGUCCACUUGCAGGUACUGGCAUCGAUCUCUGAAUCCAAGGAAACUGGUUGAAGUAAAAUUUUCCCAUUUGAGCAGAAAUAUGACUUUACAAAGAACAAUGAAGCUCUACAGAUUGCCAGAUACCACCAAAACGGCAGGCUUGCGCGUCAUGGAGAAGCGGGACAUCAAACAGGUCACAGAGCUGCUAGACAAGUACCUGAAGCAGUUCCACCUGCGGCCCGUCAUGGGUGAGGAGGAGGUGUCGCACUGGUUCUUACCGCAAGAGAACAUCAUAGAUACUUAUGUUGUGGAGGGCCCAGGCGGAGUGCUGACGGACUUCACCAGUUUCUACACCCUCCCCUCCACCGUUAUGCACCAUCCCAUCCACAAGAGCCUGAAAGCGGCGUACUCUUUUUACAACGUUCACACGGAAACCCCUUUGAUGGACCUGAUGAACGACGCCCUAAUCCUAGCCAAGCUGAAAGGCUUUGAUGUGUUCAAUGCACUGGAUCUAAUGGAGAACAAGACAUUCCUGGAAAAGCUGAAAUUUGGUAUAGGAGAUGGGAACCUGCAGUAUUACCUGUACAACUGGAAGUGUCCACCAAUGGACCCUGAAAAGGUUGGGCUUGUGCUCCAGUAAGUGCAGUUGUUUACAGUCGCCACUCUGCACAUAUUAAGAUUGGAGACAGGCUGCGACUUCACAUCUCGAACCCACCGGAACUGCGUUGAAGAGGCAGCCCGGGAGCUGGGUAAAGAAAAAGAGAAACCAACAAUCAAAAACGUGAAUGGAAACCAUCACUUCAAACUGUUCUCCUAGGUCUUGUUUAUUUAAUGAGAACAUUAUUUCCGAUCACACAGAAGUGAUGCCUCUCUCAACCAUUACCCUGAAUGUGAAACCAUAGUCUGCUCAAGACUGACUUUCAUAAAUCUUUUUUGUCCAUCCAAGAAAGAAAUGGAGUUUUUUUUUUUUUUUCCAUUGUUUUAAAUACGUAUACACACAUACAUACACAUUACGCAUACAGCACAUGCACACAUAGGAUUCCUAUGUGUCAGAAGAAUGAAGGUUGUUUUUAAGAGAAAAAAAUCCAAAAUGUCUAAGUUCUUUUUGUACUACAAAGGUGCAUUGGUAUAUGUACAUCUGAGAAGGAAAAAGUUCUGUACAUUAAUGCCAGAUAUUUAUUGAUGUCUUAUGUGGUUUACCUGAGGGGAACAAAAAGUCCAAAGUAUUUUAUUUAGCGCUAACUUUGAUGUCACAAACUUUGGCGUUCCAACAGGAACUCAGUAUGAGAUAUUUGAAGCGUGUAUAUUUAAGGAAGUAUGUAGAUUUUUUUGAAGCACAAUGUGUUCUUAAAUGAGCCGAGUCUUUACAUUGACCAGGUGGUUUGGCAAAAUGUAGACGUGGAGAAAAACGUCUCCAAAUUUUACCAAUGCCCGUGGUGUUUUUUUUUUUUUUUAAUUCCCCCCCCCCCCCAUUUGCCAAGCCACCAUUAAACAUUCCUCAAGCACUCUACGGUAAUAGCCUUUCUGAUAUUUAGAAUGUCUUGGUUGAAAACGUGUUACUGAAAAGGGGUUUAACUUUUUUUUGCAAGGAUCACCAUGAAUCAGAAUUAGGUCACUACUGUAUGGGCUGUUCUGCGCCUUGUGAUUAAUAUGCUUAACUCAGAUCCAGGGGCAUUUCUGCUCUUGGAGCAAUCAUUUAAGGCAGGGAAGUAUCCAGACAAUUUCUGCUUUUUCCUGUUUUUUUUUUGUUUUGUUUUUUUUUUACCUCCAAUAACAUUCUUCUGGAAAGAAUGUCAGGACCUGACUUGUAGUUGUUUAAUAUUCGAGUCACUCUGGUGAAAGCUGGAUAUAAUGCAUUUACAUUAAGGUAAUGAACAGCUUAGUACUGUACUGAAUUGAACCAGAGAUGUACUUUUCUUUGAUGCUUAAUGCUUCACACAUAAUUAAAUGCUUUAAACGUUU
Anguilla rostrata (American eel) is the source of this 2866-nucleotide messenger RNA. It is a transcript of the gene nmt2, whose product is annotated as N-myristoyltransferase 2. Gene Ontology annotation, biological process: N-terminal peptidyl-glycine N-myristoylation. NCBI's taxonomy places the organism in Eukaryota, Metazoa, Chordata, Actinopteri, Anguilliformes, Anguillidae. The transcript has 12 exons. Bases 309 to 1544 code for a protein of 411 amino acids. Gene Ontology annotation, cellular component: cytoplasm. The record is from RefSeq and is a predicted model, not a curated record. Gene Ontology annotation, molecular function: glycylpeptide N-tetradecanoyltransferase activity.